Molecule: messenger RNA, 1225 nt
Organism: Manduca sexta (tobacco hornworm)
Lineage: Eukaryota; Metazoa; Arthropoda; Insecta; Lepidoptera; Sphingidae
Biological process (GO): DNA replication, removal of RNA primer
Molecular function (GO): RNA-DNA hybrid ribonuclease activity; nucleic acid binding
Source: RefSeq, a predicted model, not a curated record
ACAUAGCCUUGGUACGGAGCAGACUAGAUUUUGGUAGCUUUAUUUAUGACACAGCAGCAAAUACCCAUCUAGAAAAAUUAGUAAAAAUACAAAAUGUGGCACUACGCACUAUAGGUGGUUUCAUUAGAACCACACCUAUACACGUUAUGGAAUACGAACUGUGUAUACACCCUCUCCAUCUUCGGCGUCAGUAUCUUGCUACAAAAUAUUUGUUAAAGGCCCAAUCAUUUGCUAAUAAUAUAACCAUUUCUAUUUUACAAAAAAUUUCUUCAGACUGUGCAGCGAGGUAUUGGAGAAAAAAAAAGAAACCUUUGCUCGUAUCCAUUUUAGAAGAAAUAAAAACAGAAAAAUUUAAUAAAAGUGAACCUCUCAAUAUGUUUAAAUUAAAUACGUGGAUGACUAAUGUUAAGACAGAUUUCAUUAAAACGGACAUAGAUGGUAUAAAGGUAUCUAAAAAUAAAUGCAAUAGUGGAACACUAAAAUUUAACGUUAUUAAAAUGCUUAAUACAGAUUAUCAAAAUUUCCAUAAAAUAUUUACCGAUGGUUCUAAAACGGGUAAUCGUGCUGGUGCGGCUUUUUACGAUCCUAGUCGUAACGUGAAAGAGUUAUUUAAAAUUGUAUCUCCUUGUAAUAAUAUAAUGUCGGUGGAACUUUUUGCGAUCUCAGAAGCAAUAUCAUAUGCUACUACUUCAGAUAAUAAGGACGUCGUCAUACUAACAGAUAGUCGAAGUGCAUUACAGCAUAUCGCUCGAUGCACCUCUUUGGUGAGAGGAGCUUCGAUAGCAUAUGCCAUAUUAAAAAAAAUAUUAUCUUUACAGAAAAAUGGUAUUGACCUGAGGUUGCAGUGGAUUCCAUCGCACAUUGGCAUUCGAGGAAAUGAAGUUGCUGAUAGUCUAGCAAAAGAUUCAUUACUUAAUGGCUCCCAAACGUACAUAUGGCCAGAAAACACGGAAAUUCUAAAUAAAUAUAAAUACAAAAUAUUUGAGAAAUGGAAAAUAUACAAUGAUAAUAAGUUUUGUCACAAAGGAAUUUGGUAUAAAAUAUUGCAACCAGAACCUCCUCGAACACCUCUGUGCGCAAUCAGUAGUAUGAAGAGAGAAUAUGUAGUAAUAGCACACAGACUUAGGUCUGGACACAUGCCUCUUAAUAAAUUCAAACACCUAAUGAGACACACGGACUCGCCCAACUGUUCAACUUGUGGAGUCCCAGAAGAUGUUUAUCACCU